AUGCUCCAGCACAAGAUGUGCUACAUUCUGAGCUCGUCAAGGCGCAACUGGAUGGACUACGCGCAGAAGGACGAGGCGAAGGACCGUAAGACCAUGCUUUCAACUCUUUCGACUACACGUUUGGACUUCUAGCUCGCCAAAGGCGGUUGUUCGUUAUAGCUUUUAGAGUUCUUGUUCACCGCCUAGUCGAUUACAUCAGACUAAAACAACAAAAUAAAUGAUUUGAUUGAUAUCCUGUUCGCCACGACUUGAAAUAGGCUGAUUGGUCUGGGCUCUCUAUUCUCUCAUCUGCUCACGAAUUGACGCUCCUUUUGUGGUUUUCUUUCUAUAAAUCGUGUAAGUCUGAACUAGAAACUGAGUUCGAUAGAAAAAGAGCGCAGAAAAGUUAAACUUUUUCGAGCUAUGAAAAAAACUGUUUCGAAAUAAAAAAAGCUUUUUCCAAAUGCAGUUUUUGAAAGUUCAAACAUGGUCAAUUCUAAAAUUAUUUUUAUCCGUGAGAAAUUUCAACACCAGAGAACUUUAGCUUCGAAUUUGAAUUUGAAGAUAACAGAUGCAUCACCUUGUUUUUUUCCUCUCACGAAAAAAUAUGACUUCAAAAAGAAUGCUAUUAUCAAUAUUUAAAAUUCAGUGGCCAAACUCAGAAAAACUUUAAUACAACUUGUUUAUUUGAAAGAAGAGAAUAAACAAUAAAUAACGGGAAAAGAAAAUGUUUUCGAAAUUCCAGGAAACUUCUUCUGCAGUUGAUUUGAAGCUUUUGUUGAACUUUAGAAACAGGAAGUUCCUUUCUAUUUUUUUCUUUGUGGAACUUUGAAAGUUACAUACUAAACUUGAAACGAGCUAUGGAAAGUUGGUUCGAACAUACAUAAAAAAGAAAAUAUUCACAUCCUUACACUGUAAUAAAAGCAAAGAACUGUAUAAAAUGAUGGAAAAGAGCUUUUUUCGACAGUUUCCUUUCGUUUUGUGAAAAAAUUUUCUUUUUUUUUCGUUUGAAUUUGCUUUUUGUUGUUUUUAAAACAUAUAUUAGAGAUUUCAACUACUGAAAUUGCUUCAAUCAAAAUUAGAUUUCUUUCGGCAAACCUCUUGAAUAUAAAUUGAAAUAUUCUGCUUACGUCAAUCACAAUAUUUACAGGGUUCUCUGGGAGAAUGGGAAAUCUAGUUCUUCUGUCUUCGUUUCUUCUAGUGAUAGUCAUAGCUUCAGCUGGCGCCUGUGUAAGUAAAAAAGGUUUAGAUGGAUGAAUAUUAAUUUUAGACCAAAAAAGUAACGGUUACGACCUUUGAAACCUACAAAAAAGAAGUCGAUGGUCGAAUCAAUGCUCUGCAAAAACAGAUUGACGAUCUCAAAAAGAAUUGCCGCUGUGGUCAGUCCUUUUUGAAGCGAGCGAUUUCAAGGAAAAUAAUUGUUUUCUAAAAUUUUCGAUAAAGGAAGAUGUCACAUUUCAUCAUUCUUACAGCGUUUUCGGAAAAGUAAAUGCAGUAAGAAAUCUUUUAGCAAAAAUUUGCAUGCAAGAAAUUUAUUUAGCGCAAUUUUAGAACGAUUUCCGAUUCACGGCUAGCUUGAGCCAUCUAAAUAAGGGUCCUGACACGAUAAGCAAAGAGACAGUGCCAUGUUGAUGGAGAGCGCAGACAGGCCACGCCUUUUUGCGUCAAAAGCUAGUCGUGAAUCGGCUAUAACUAAUUUUAAAAAAAAGCUCUAUCGCUUUUUUUUUCACUUCAACCUCCUUCGAUCGGAGAAUCAUAACCUUUUUCAUAAGAGGAAUAAUCAGUUCAAAUUUCUAAAUUGAAAAAAUUAUAGUUUGAAGAAAAAAGGUUUUGGAUAAACUGUAAACGAUCAGAAAAAAAAACCUUUUAGAGCUUCAAUAAAAUUCAUUUUCAAGCCGAUGUUGUUCAAAAGUCUGCCGAGGAAGAUGCACCAACUCCGAAGCCUACUCCCCGCCCCACACCUCGGCCUACGACGGCUGCUCACAAAACGGCGGCUCCCACCACGGCGUUUCGCAAAACCGCGGCUCCGAUCGUAGCCGUCCGUACAACUGAACGACCGGCUACUCCCUCGCCUACGAAGCCAUCCCCACCUACGACUCCCAAGCCCCUUUGUCCAGCCGGCUGGGGCUCAUUCAAACGCUCCGACGGCCGCAUUUGGUGCAUGUCGGUGCGAUCUACAAACUAUUUUCAAAAAAUAAGUAAUCGAAAAAUUAGGUCAGUGACGAGCAAAAGAAACACAGCGAGGCUCAAACGACUUGCCAGGAACAAGGAGCCAAUCUCAAUGGAUUCGAGUCUCCCGAAGAAUACAACGCCAUUCGAAGUCUUUCUCCUAUAGAAACCUCAUUAAUCGCGGGUUUCAGAUUUCCUGAAAAGCAAAGGCGUCACGAAGCAAGUUCACUUGGGCGCGACGCGCGUCGAAGGCUGCACUGGGCGAGACGAUAAUCCGUACAACCAGGACCCCAAGAGCCCAUGCAGUCGUGACAACGUGAGAAUCUUGAAUGGGUCAUUGAGUAAGGAACUUAACACACGUUCUCCGAGAUUUUCAAAAAUCUUUUUUGACGUUUUUGCAUCGAGUGAACUCACAACAACGCUAUAAUCAGAACUUUUUCUGAUGAUAAGUCUAGAUAUAGUCUGCUCAGUUCUUGAAUGUCAAGUAGAAUGACGUCAUUCGAAAACGCUUUUUGGAUGUCUUGCUCUCACUAGUCAGUAGGGCGGAGCUUGGGGGUCGGCAUUUGAAAUCCUUACAGACUAUAGGAGUUUUACAAAACAAAAGAGAAUUUUAUAUUAACAAUUGUCCAAAAGGAACAGAUGACGUUCAAAGUUUUCCAGAAUUUUCCAGAAAAAGAAUAUUUCUCGCACAAAAACUGUUUCUUUUUUAGAUCACUUUCCCCGUUUUCUGAAACACUUGUUAAAACAACGGGUAAAAGCCAUAUCCUGGUCAUUUGAAUUUUUCGCCUUGUGGUAUUUAACCGCGUUUUGUUAAAUCCAUAAGAGUAAUGCAUGAUAUAGAAAAAUUGGAAAAUAUAACAGGUAUUCGCUUGGGAAAACAAGGUGUCGACGAAGAACAGCAUCGGACCUCAUUGGACCGACAAUCCGUCCAAUCCUUCCAACAACGAGAACCAUGAAAACUGUCUGACGUUGAUGCCAGAAGGUGAAGACCCGCAGAAACUCCUCAACGACGCCGCGUGAGUUCAAAAACGUUUCAGAGAGUGACUACGCAAAAAAUCGAUUUCAGGUGUUCGAGUAAAUUCAAAUUCAUGUGCGGAAAGUAUUCAGCCCGUUAG
Messenger RNA from Caenorhabditis auriculariae, 3263 nucleotides. NCBI's taxonomy places the organism in Eukaryota, Metazoa, Nematoda, Chromadorea, Rhabditida, Rhabditidae. The record is from the annotation of a GenBank genome assembly.